AGUGCUGAGAGGGCUUGGGGAGAGGAUUGUAGUGGAGCUCCAUCCCCAUUCCACUCCUAGCAGCUCUCUGGCCAUCCACCUCCAUUUCUGCCGGCUGGAAUAGACAAGAGCCUUGCCAACUGCCCCAGGCCUCCGCUGAGCUCGUUUAGGGAGAGGCAGGUGUGGCUGAGCUAGGGAAAAAACUGGAGCAGAGCUGAGAGGACUAUGAUGCCAGUGCAGCUCCUGUACUGCUUCCUGCUCUAGCCACACUCUUCACACUGCAUCCCCUUCUCUGCUUCCUCCUGUUCCUGCCUGCACGUCCUCUGUAAAUCAGGACGUAUUUUGGAGGGCCAGAAGGGAGGAAACCGUAGGAGGGGAUAUGAAGCACUUUAUGGGGAAAUGCGGACAAUUUUUUUUUUAACAAUGGCUAAGUUGAAACAAAUGUGUGCAUUUGAAUGUUGAAAUCCAAUACUUAAUACAGUGAACCUUCCAGCAAGAACAGGAAUAUACCAGCAGAGAUGGGAUUGCAUGAUAAUGGGUUUGAAUUUGUACUGUAUCUUUCCGGAAAACUUCAAUAGAGAAGUAAAACUAGUCUGUAACGAAUACUAUAAGAACUAUAAUGUAAAUUCUAGUAAAAUUGCCUGUAAUACCAAUUCCAGAUGCUUGUUUUUAAAGUGGUAGUUCCUUAAAAAAAAAAAAUUUCUUUCCAUUAGCACCUGUACUAGAAUUUGACUAUCUCAUCUGUGGAGACUGUGGCAAAGAAUUCAUGGAUUCCUACCUUAUGCAGCACUUUGAUUGGGCAACAUGUGAUAAUUGCAGAGAUGCUGAAGAUAAACAUAAGCUUAUAACAAGGACAGAAGCAAAAGAAGAGUAUCUUCUUAAAGACUGUGACUUAGACAAGAGGGAACCAGUUCUCAGAUUCAUUGUGAAGAAAAACCCUCAUAAUUCACGGUGGGGUGACAUGAAACUUUAUUUAAAACUACAGGUAAUCGAGCGUUCUCUUGAAGUCUGGGGUAGUGAAGAAUCAUUGCAAGAAGCAAAGGAACUCCGCCGUGACAGCAGAGAGAAGAUGAAACAGAAGAAGUUUGAUAAGAAGGUUAAAGAACUCCGUCGUGCCGUGAGGAGUAGUUUGUGGAAGAAAGAAGCUAGUAUCCAUGAACAUGAGUAUGGACCCGAAGAAAACAUUGAUGAAGAUACAUAUAAAAAGACCUGUACUGUAUGUGGCCAUGAAUUAACUUAUGAGAAGAUGUAGUGUUAAUCUUUUUUUUUUAUUAUCUUUUUAAUGGUAUUUUGUAUUAAAGUCAAAUAAAAGCUAAUUAUGAACAAGCUGUUGC
Molecule: messenger RNA, 1313 nt
Organism: Aptenodytes forsteri (emperor penguin)
Lineage: Eukaryota; Metazoa; Chordata; Aves; Sphenisciformes; Spheniscidae
Gene: XPA
Product: XPA, DNA damage recognition and repair factor
Exons: 4
Coding region: 746-1231 (161 amino acids)
Biological process (GO): nucleotide-excision repair involved in interstrand cross-link repair; nucleotide-excision repair, DNA damage recognition; base-excision repair
Cellular component (GO): nucleotide-excision repair factor 1 complex
Molecular function (GO): damaged DNA binding
Source: RefSeq, a predicted model, not a curated record